Molecule: messenger RNA, 648 nt
Organism: Octopus bimaculoides (California two-spot octopus)
Lineage: Eukaryota; Metazoa; Mollusca; Cephalopoda; Octopoda; Octopodidae
Biological process (GO): cell surface receptor signaling pathway; G protein-coupled receptor signaling pathway
Cellular component (GO): plasma membrane
Molecular function (GO): G protein-coupled receptor activity
Source: RefSeq, a predicted model, not a curated record
UGCACAGUUAUUGCAGGCCUUUUGCAUUAUUUCUGGCUGCUCUCCUUUUUCCUGAUGUUGGCCUGUGCAAUUGAUAUGACUAUAGCAGUAACGCUUGUCUUCUCCAUUUACAACAGCCUCAAGUACUUGCUUGUCUUAGCUUGGUUUUUGCCUGCGGUUAUUGUUGCAAUCACGAUGGGCGUCAGCAAAGGAGAAGGCUAUGGGACUGACAAAUUCUGUUGGCUUUCACUAGAAAGUGGUAUCCGAUGGGCAUUUAUUGCUCCCGUUAUUGUUAUCUUAUUGUCAAAUUGUGUCUUAUUGGUUGUUGUUAUCCGCAAGUUGUUCUCAGCCCAAUGUGUACAAACGAAGACGGACAAAGAGCGAAUCAAAACUGGAGUGAUCGCUUUAGCCGGAAUGAUACCAUUGUUUGGAAUUUCCUGGGUAUUUGGCUUACUUUCCAUAAACGAGAACCUCAUCGUAUUUGAUUACCUGUUUGUUAUCUUCAAUUCAUUACAGGGACUGUUCAUUUUCAUCUUCCAUUGCGUCGCUUCAAAACACUUCCGAAAAGCAUUGAGAGAUACAUUCAAGAAACGUACCUACACCAGCAGGUCAAAGACACAGGUAAGGAAUCAGUCAUCCAUCUUGUUUCAUUAGAAUUAUUUUUCAAGA